AUGAGAUACGUGGCAAUUUUCCUCUGUUUCCUAGUGACUACAGUAGGAACACUACUCAGGAGUCUGGAUGAUGAUAGUCACGAAUGCUUGUUCAAUUGUCCAAAAAGAGCGCGAAAUGUCAGUAUACCAAAAACAGAAAAGGCUUGUAUGGGAGACGACGCAAUUAUAGCUCAAAUUCUGGAUGGGUACAACAAGCUGGAUCUUCCGGGUGGUGGACAUGUUGAAGUUUCGAUUGAGAUCUGGGUCCAAGAAGUCUCAAAAAUCAUCGAAAUCACAUCAGAAUUUGAAUUGGACAUCUACGUAACCGAACGAUGGACGGAUCCAUCAUUAGCCUACGCUCAUCUGAAUCCGUGUAAAAGCAACAUGUCCGUCGACGGAGCAACAAUUCUGAACAAAAUCUGGAAUCCACAUGCAUGUUUUGUGAAUAGCAAGCUGGCGAACAUUCACGAGUCUCCAUUCAAGAAUAUAUUCUUACAAAUCUACAGUAAUGGGUCCAUUUGGCACAACUACCGUAUCAAGUUGACAGGACCGUGUUCUAGUACAUUAAGAACGUUCCCAAUUGACCAACAACGAUGCAUGCUGUUCUACGAGAGUUUCACACAUAACAGUGAUCAAGUGAAAAUGGAUUGGAUAACGACAGUACCCCCGAUUACAAUCCUCAAAGGAAACAUCACAUUACCCGAUUAUGUUUUGGUAGAUUUCUCGGCCAGCAGUGAACUUCGGCUCUACCCUCCUGGAAUCUUCAACGAAUUGAUCGCCACAUUUACAUUCCAACGAUUAUAUGGAUUUUAUAUUUUACAAGUUUAUGUACCAGCCUACAUUUCUGUAUUUAUUUCAUGGGUUUCUUUUACACUGGGUGCCGAACAAAUACCAUCAAGGACUACUGUUGGUGUCAAUUCGCUUCUGGCGUUGACAUUCCAAUUCGGUGCUGUCGUCAACAAUUUACCAAAAACUUCCGAUGUCAAAGCCAUCGAUGUUUGGAUUUUGAGUUCUAUGGCCUUUAUUUUUGCCUCUUUAAUCGAACUGGCUGUGGUCGGGUACUUAUCAAGAGACGGGCAGCACGGAUCUAUAAAAUUCUCUAGAUGCCGCUGCUCCUGGCUUUGUAUGAAUUGUAAAGAUUGGACGGCACUGAAAAUCGAUCAGAUGUCCUCUAUCGUGUUUCCAGUCAGUUUCUUUGCAUUCAAUAUCUGGUACUGGUUCAUUUUUCUCGGGAAAGUCACACGGACUCACAAUUGGUGA
Molecule: messenger RNA, 1239 nt
Organism: Caenorhabditis briggsae
Lineage: Eukaryota; Metazoa; Nematoda; Chromadorea; Rhabditida; Rhabditidae
Gene: Cbr-acc-4
Product: Protein CBR-ACC-4
Exons: 11
Coding region: 1-1239 (412 amino acids)
Biological process (GO): nervous system process; chemical synaptic transmission; signal transduction
Cellular component (GO): neuron projection; synapse; membrane
Molecular function (GO): chloride channel activity; transmembrane signaling receptor activity; extracellular ligand-gated monoatomic ion channel activity
Source: RefSeq, a predicted model, not a curated record